AUGCGUUCUCACGCGUUACCCAGCUGCGUUGUUUUAUUGCUGGCUGUUAUAGAGAUUGCUACAGGGAAUAAUGUAACAGCAGCUAACAUCAGCACCAAGCAUAACGUCAAAAAAGUGGCAACCAGGAAUAAGAUAUAUGGAGGACAUGAACUGAAACCACCCCCUGAAACGCUGACGGUGACGCAUGAGGUGUGGUUUGAUCUGAAGAUUUCAAAUUUCUACUCCAAAGGCAUUCAUUUUCGGCAGAGAAUUACCGCUGCUUGCUUUGGUCUUCUAGCUCCUGAAACAUGUAAGAACUUUAUCGAGCUGAUUAAAGGCUACAAGAAAGGAGAGUUGUAUAUGAGUUACAGAAGCACUAAAAUUAAGAGCAUCAUUCGAGAUUAUAUGAUUAUACUAGGCGAUAUUAAAUCACGAUUUUAUGACAGCUCGAACGUCCCUCGCCUCACCUGGCCUCGAGAAGAGAACUCGAUAAGUCACAACCACGCUGGUUGGUUAGGCAGAGCUGACUUCGGCCCUAACACGACUGGCUCAGAGUUCUACAUCAUACUUCGCCCGGCAAGAUGGCUGGAUGGCAAACAUUUUAUCUUUGGAAAAGUCCUUAGUGGAAUGAAUGGACUUCAAACAGUGGCGCUGGAAGAAACAGGGGCAGACAACAAACCUUUAAGACCGGUUAUCCUGGAAAAUUGUGGAGUUAUCUACAUAAAGAAUCAAUACACCCUGUCAGCAAAGCAGUUUAACAGUGACGAAGAUGUUGUUCGUGUUCGCAAACCUUGA
Messenger RNA from Candidula unifasciata, 774 nucleotides. NCBI's taxonomy places the organism in Eukaryota, Metazoa, Mollusca, Gastropoda, Stylommatophora, Geomitridae. The record is from the annotation of a GenBank genome assembly.